AUGGGGAACUCGGGGUGGCGCAGGCAGGUGCUCAAGCAUCGAGAGCGGGUGAUGAAGGUGGAGAGGGAGAGCGGCGGCGGGGAUGAGCAGGUUGGUGGGGGUAGCUGCUACAGGGAAAGGGGAAAGGGGCUGCUGUGCUGUCAUUUGGAUUGCGGGGGGCAGUCAGAAGUGUGUGGGAUGAAGCACUCGGGCGUCGGGCGGAGCAAGUGGAGCUUUCGCUGGGGGGCGAGCAGACCUGCCCCCCGCAAUCCAAAUGACAGCACAGCAGCCCCUUUCCCCUUUCCCUGUAGCAGCUACCCCCACCAACCUGCUCAUCCCUGCAGCAUCCUCCCCCGCCGCACAAUUCAACACACCACGUGUGUCUCUCUCCCUCCCUCCCUCCCUGCUUCAGCUGAACGCUAUAAGAUCCACCCGCCGCCGCUCUCCCUCUCCACCUUCAUCACCCGCUCUCGAUGCUUGAGCACCUGCCUGCGCCACCCCGAGUUCCCCAUCUUCUUCGUUCCCUCAAUCAGGAGUUGCAGCUGCACUACGCCGCAGUCCCAGCGCCAUGAAGCUCCUCGCGGUCGCCGCUGUGUCCUUGAUCCUGCUUGUGACCUCUCAGAUGCUGGUCACUUCCCAAGCAGCCGGCUGCGACGUCUUCCAACUAGCGCCGUGUAUUGCAGCCAGCAAGAAUGCCAACGUGAGGCCCUCCAGGCAAUGCUGCUCCAACGUCGCCAGCAUGGGCAAGGGGCUUCCGGGAGCCGCGACGUCUUCCAACUAGCGCCGUGUAUUGCAGCCAGCAAGAAUGCCAACGUGAGGCCCUCCAGGCAAUGCUGCUCCAACGUCGCCAGCAUGGGCAAGGGGCUUCCGGGAGCCAACUGUCUGUGUUCUCUCCUGAACCACCCCCUGGCCAGGUCGCAAGGGGUGGCUCCCCGGAUCGCUCUCGGCAUCCCCCAGAAAUGCCGCAUCGCCGUCCCGAGGGGCUUCGUGUGCCAAGAUACGCUUUCACGCCUUCUCCCACGCUGAUGCAGUUCUUUGCCUUCCAGCCGCCCAGCCGCCCCAGGGGGUGGGUUGUAGCAGCGAAUUGUCACGUCCCAUCCUUCGCGUCGUCCGGUGAUGUCUUUGCUCCUGCUGCCUUGCCUCGUACGUCAUGGUUGUGGACAUGCUGCCGACAGUGCGGCGGCGAGUGCACCGCCUUGUGCGAAGCGGAGCCGAUCACGAUCAUGGGGUUGCCACUCAUGGCUUUGACUUGCAUGCUGUGCAGGAAUUCGAGUCCCCGGAAGCUGAGCUCUCAGGGUCCAAGCUGGAGCACUGCCGUCUCCACGUGGGGUCGAAGUGGAUGGAAAUCUUCUGAGCGUGCACCCGAGUAGAGUGGCAUUGUGUACUCCCCUGUGAAAGCGGGAAAAUAUCUAUAAAUGUGACAAAUCUGUUCCGUGA
Messenger RNA from Physcomitrium patens, 1416 nucleotides. Lineage: Eukaryota; Viridiplantae; Streptophyta; Bryopsida; Funariales; Funariaceae. The record is from RefSeq and is a predicted model, not a curated record.